AUGCCCAAAAGGCUUCCCCGCCGCCGUUCCAGCUCACCCUCCGCAUCCCAAAUCAGUCUCCCCACCGUGCGCCGCCACCACCACCGCCACGGCGCCCGCCGGUGCACCCCUCCAUUGGCGACCAUCGCGCGCGCCACCGCCCUCCCCGCCGCUCGGCUCCUGCUGCGCGGGCGCACGGUUUCCUCUGCCUCCGCCGCGGCCCUGGCUAUCCUCCCCUUUCCCACCAGCUCCUCCUCCGACGACUCCGACGAGGCCAAGCCCCUCCCGCCUGCGCCCGCACCGGAUGGAGCCCCCUCUCCUCCGCAGCGUGAGAACCAGCCGUGGUGGCAGCGCGAGCGCGACUGCAACGUGGCCAUGAAGGCCCUGGCGCGCGCGGGCGACGUGGACCAGGUGGUCGCCCUCUUCGCCGACCUCAGGACCUCCGGCGCCGGUGCCGGCGCCGGAAAGGGCGAUGCCUCGCCGCCCAACGUGCUCUGCUACAACACGCUCGUCAACGCGCUCGCCGAAGCCGGCCGCCUGGAGGAGGCCCGCGUCGCGUUCGACGAAAUGCUCGCGGCGGGGGUGGCGCCCAACGCGUCCUCCCUCAACAUCCUCGUCAAGCUGCACUCCUGGCGGUCCGCGCGGUUCGACCUCGCGUACAGGGACAUCCUCCGGAUGCGCGACCUCGGGGUGGAGGCUGACGUCGGCACCUACUCCACGCUCGUCACGGGGCUGUGCCGGGCGGGGAGGGUCGGCGAGGCCUGGGGCGUGCUCGACUGGAUGCUGGAAGAGGGCUGCCGUCCCAUGGUGCAAACCUACACGCCCAUCGUGCAGGGGUAUUGCCGCGAGGGCCGCGUCGAGGAGGCCAAGGAGCUCAUGGCCACCAUGGAGCGUGCUGGCUGUCCUCCCAAUGUGGUCACCUACAACUUUCUCAUCAGGGCUCUGUGUGAUGCCGCCAGAUUUGAUGAAGUCAGGCAGGUUUUGACCGAGAGUAGAGCUAAGGAUUGGACGCCCAGCACUGUCACCUACAAUACGUUUAUGAAUGGUCUCUGCAAGAAAGGUAUGGCUAAGGAAGCACUUGACCUGUUGGAUGUUAUGCUAGGCGAAGGGCUGGAUCCCACUGAUUUUACUUUGAGUAUUCUUCUGAAUUGCCUUUGCCAUGACUCGAGGAUUUCAGAGGCCUUAUACCUGUUAGAGAGGAGUACAUCAUUGAGGUGGUAUGCUGGUGUUGUUGCGUACAACACUGUGAUGAGCAGGUUAUGUGGAGCGGGACAUUGGAUGGGUGUUCUGAAGCUCUUGACAGACAUGAUCAAGAAAGGUAUCAUGCCAAACACGAGGUCAUUCAACAUUUUUAUUCGCAGUCUUUUCUUCGGGCGACAGUUCCGCUUAGUCAAGAGCUUGAUCCGUAACCAAGGGUUUGCUGCAACUGCAAAUGUUGUCACGUACAAUACACUCAUUUAUGCGAUGCCUAGUGAGCUGAAUAACCUAAUGCACAGAAUGAAAGAGCAGAAUAUUGCUGCAGAUGAAGUCACCUACACUAUAAUGGUUGAUAGGUUGUGCAGAGCUGGACAAUUUGUUGCAGCCACUAAUCUUUUUCUAAAAUCGCUUGAGAUUGGGCUGUCGAGGGAUCUUUUUGCUGUCCUUACAAACAAGCUUGCGCACAAUGACAAGAUCUGGGAGAUGACUCGCAUAUUCCAGGGAAUGGAAAAAGAAGGUUUUAUCCCUGAUAGUUCUAUAUUUGAUAUCACAAUCAGAUCAUUCUGUAGGACUGGUCAUUGUCACGACAGAAAUUUUUUUAAGCUUAACUUUAUUCUGGAUACAAUGUUGGUGCCAAGUUUCAUGCACUAGCCAACGCAACCAGUCCAAACUGAUGGAAAAGGGCUAGACAAUCCACAUAUGACUGUGACAUGGAGAAGUCAAGAAGUGAAUAGAACAGUCUCAGAGGUAUGGCUCAAGAGGCCUAUACGUGGGCACAGAGAGGGGCAACAACAAUUUUUCAAUAGAUUGCGCAAGCAGAGACUCAAACUCGAGACCUUGGCUGUGAUACAAUGUCAAGUUUCAUGCACUAGCUAACACAACCAAAAGUCUGAAGUGAUGGAAAUGGCUAGACAAUCCACUUAUACUUGGGAAGGCGAGCUGAACCCUUGUGGAUCUAGGAAAGCCGCUGAUAAUUGAAGGAACGGAUUUCCUCCUGCCAACAGCCAUGACUUGCGUCGAUAUGGCUAACAAUACUGACACAUGUGGUGUACUGAUGUUUGACUUUUAUAGCAUUCCGUUCAUGGUACAAACAUGGCACAUGCCUUUUUGUGUAAACAUAUUCAACCCGGUCACUUGGGAGAUAUAAUCCAAUUGGUGAGUUCUGUGAAGAUAGCCUAACUUAGUUGACAACAUAGAAAUAUUUGGCAAUUGAUACUGUAGUGAAAAUAAUUAUAUCGAUUUGCAAACAUGACUAUAUUUACAUAUCUGGAAUCGCGCACUAAGCAAGGAUCAGCCAUGAAUGGUGUUGACAUGUUCCAUAUUUCAGGAAUGGAUUUCCUCUUUGAAUUAUAUCUCUCCUGCCAACAGCCAUUAAUGGUUUUGACAUGGCUAAAGAUACUCUGACACAUGUGAUGUUUUCUUUUCUAGCAUUCCGUACAUGGUACAAACAUGGCGCAUGCCUUUUUGUGUAAACAUAUUCAACCCAGUCACUCCGGCAGAUGAAAUCUAGCUGGCUAUUACUAGCUCAAAAGGAACAUUGUGAAUCAUUUGUGAUGGCAGGAUUCUUGUUAUCUGGUUCUUAGAAAUCAGAUGAACUGGGGUGAGGUGCUGUGGUUGCUAGUUACUAUAUCUACAAUAGGUACAGUACAUUUAGCACCAAGUGCUGGGAUUACUCUACCUUUAUAGAAGGCAAAGAGAAGUGACAGGUACAGAUUGCCGUGAAUUUGAUUUUCUUAGUCUUACCAAAUUUGUAUCAUGAGAUGUAGCUCGAAGACACUUUGUUGAAUUGGAUUUCUUGGUAUCAAAUUCAGUUUGCAGUGUUUUGAGUUGCUCUAAAUGAUUAACAACAGUUAGCAUUCAAUGUCGGACGAUGAUGUAAUUU
Molecule: messenger RNA, 3058 nt
Organism: Lolium perenne
Lineage: Eukaryota; Viridiplantae; Streptophyta; Magnoliopsida; Poales; Poaceae
Biological process (GO): mitochondria-nucleus signaling pathway; chloroplast-nucleus signaling pathway
Cellular component (GO): chloroplast
Molecular function (GO): protein binding
Source: RefSeq, a predicted model, not a curated record